This is a messenger RNA of Eruca vesicaria subsp. sativa (arugula), 2069 nucleotides long. NCBI's taxonomy places the organism in Eukaryota, Viridiplantae, Streptophyta, Magnoliopsida, Brassicales, Brassicaceae. The record is from the annotation of a GenBank genome assembly.
UCUACUUCGUCUUCUCCUCUACUGACUUGCGUCGAUUCUGCAUUCUUAUCUCUUUAGCUGUUUGAGGAUCGAGCUAUGUCGGCUCUAAAGCGAGGUUGAUUCAAAGACUAUGUGAAUCCAGUUAUAUUAUCUCUAAUGGAGUGCCGUUUGGAGAAAAGUUUUACUUCUUCAAGUGCUAAACCUUUGCAAACUCAAGUAAAACAAUGCAUGGAGGCUCAGGCUGGUGGUGGUGUUGAACAUGAGCUUGUCAAGUAUAUGUCUAAGCUACCUGUUUUCUUGGAGAGAGCUGAAACCACCCCUCAGGAGAAGCUUUUGAGCGUUGGUGUUCUUGAUUGGAGCCGCUUAGAGAAGUGGCACCAUAGUCAUAACCGGAUGAACCAAUCAUUAUAUGCUUCAUUGGUUCUGCCUAGAGAUGAAUCUUCUGCUGGGACAAGCAAUGUGCAUAAAAGUAUUCCGUCUUGUCCAAGGAAACAUCGUAUCUCAACGAAAAAGAAACCUAAAGGCCAUAGAGGUUUCAGCGUACAAGAUGAGCAGUUUGCUCCAAAGACUGAGAAGAAGGAUGUAAUCUCUAAGGCUAAUAUUAGUAGAAGCAAGAAGAGUGAAAAGAAGUUGAGAGAAAGAAUCUCUAUAGAACAUGAUGAAGAAGUUGGUCAAAAGCAGCAAGGAGAAACCAAGUUCUAUCACUCAACUAAGAAGCUGUCCCUAGAAGAGGCUAAGACUUCCAAGAAGAGUUCAACUAAAAAGGUUCAGGUUGUUCACGGUGUUGAAGUCGUUUCAUCUGAGAAAGAUACAACAACGACAAGCCAUUUAAGAAGGUUUCUAGAACCUCUACUGAAGCCAAGAGCAACUCACUCUGCCAAUUUGGGAAUCACAGGUUGCAGAACAGUUAAUGUCAAUGAUUCAGCUCACGAGAAGAAGGUGGUUCGAGCUGUUCUGCAGGUAACAGUUAGGAACAAUCAGCCACUCUUUAUAUUUACAGUGAAUAAAGAAACAAACAUUAUUGCGGCCACACAAAAGAAAAUAGGAAGUGAGUGUAUAAGUGUUUAUACUUUCUUCUCUAUUAAAGACCAUAAGAGAAAGAGUUCAUGGUUAAGCCAAAGAGGUAGAGGACAAACACAUGGUAUCAUCAUCUCUAAUGUUGUUGCUCAGAUGCGUGUCUCGAGCACUUUACCAUCUGGUUCCAUCAGAGAGUUUGUUCUCUUCUCUGUAGAACUUGAUCAGGAAAGCACUGAUCUGCAGUUGAGAAAUGAGCUAGCUGCGAUCAUCGUGAAGAUGCCAAGAUGGGUUAAGGAUCACAAUGCACUAGAUAAAGAGUGUGAAGAUCACAUCAAAGACAUUAGUGCUACGGUCAUACUUCAAAGUGGUGUUCAUAGUAUGCCUCAUAAAGGAGGCCCUUCCUCUUUGAUACAGAGAUGGAGAACAGGUGGGUCUUGUGAUUGUGAAGGUUGGGAUAUAGGCUGUAAUCUAAGGGUUCUUACAAAUCAGCAUAGCUUCUCCUUCAAGAAAUCAACAACAUCAAACCCAUUUGAGCUUUUCUUUCUGGGAGAACAAGCAGAAGAACAUCCAUUCUUGAGCUAUAAACCAAUAAAAGAAGGGAUCUAUUCAGUUGUAUAUGAUUCAUCUCUUUCACAACUACAAGCUUUCUCCAUAUGUAUGGCACUUGCUGAGAGUAGGAAAAUGUCAGAGUUCACCCUUGAACAUGAAAGCUCAUGUGAUGAACAUAAAAGCCAAAGCGGAAACCGUGUUAGUCCCGGACCAAGGUUCAAAACCUAAUGGCAAUACAGUUGGGUACUAAAAUCCCAUCCUGUUGGGCGGGCCUAGAGUUUAUAUUAUUACUUCAAACCCAAUUUUUUUACUUACAGGUAAGUGAACAGGUUAGUGUUAAGCCUAGUGUAAGACAGUUGCAGAGAAUAAGAAAGUAGCAAGAUCUCUCUUUAAAUUAGCUAGUUUAAUGGUGUAUCCAAAAGAUAAAUGAUCUUCCCAAAUCUUAUGUGUGAAUAUUUUAUAUAUAAUCCUCCCAUAUGUGUAUAAUGUUGGUCGACUUUCAAGCUGUGAAAAUCUUUGGUCCC